AUGGCUCGUGGAGAAGGAACCACGUCAACAAAGACCGAAAAGGGGAGCAUCGCUCCGAAGGCUCGAUCCUUGGAAAAGGAGGAAGCGCCCAAGGAAUCUGCCAAAAUCGAGGUUCCAGAAGCACCCAAACGCACCAGGGUGCCAGAUGCCAUCCAGAGGAAAUUGGCGACCGAGAAACAGAAGGGCCCCCAGCCCAGCAGAUUGGCGCAGGAAUUGCGCAGUUACCAAGCCGAAAGAAAGAGGCAUUCGAUGGACGUAUAUGUCCAGAUCACGGGCCUGGACUCAGGGAAAACGCGUGGAGUCAAGGCGCUGCUCGAUAGUGGCUGCAGUACCUGCUGCAUUGACACCGACUACGCACGGGCAGAAAAGCUGGAUAUCCAAGAGCUUCCGCAACCCAUUGUGGCUCGGAACGCUGACAACACCGAGAACAUCAGCGGUCGGAUCACGCACUACGUCGACUUGAGAAUGAGAAUCGGUCCUCAUGUGGAGACACGCACGUUCCUUCUGACGUGUCUGGGAAAAGCCCGGAUCUUCAUCGGCCUGGAUUGGCUGACGGAACACAACCCCGAGGUGGAUUGGCAGGAGCAGACAAUGAGAUUCAGCCGAUGCCCAGAGCAAUGUCAAAUGAGGGGUCACGAGGAGCACCAAGCGAUGACCACAUGGAUGCAAUUGACCUGGACGCGGGUGCACCGGAUCUGGAAGAGGGAGAAUCGAUCUUGUUGA
This is a messenger RNA of Mycena citricolor, 723 nucleotides long. The record is from the annotation of a GenBank genome assembly. Lineage: Eukaryota; Fungi; Basidiomycota; Agaricomycetes; Agaricales; Mycenaceae.